AUGCCACGAACUCACAGACAUACACGCUCUGAUAACCUAACUCCUAAUGAAAAUCUUGAACGAUUUUUAACAGGACACGUAGAAUUUUUGCGAAGGGAAAAAAGGAGAAUCGAAACUUUUUUUAGGGAAAACGGAAUAACAGGCGAAGAUUUGGAAGUAAAAUUGAGAGCCUUAGAAACAAUUAUAGAGGAAAGGGGCCAUCUCAGAGAACGGAUAAGACAGCUUCAAACCACCCAAAGGACUGCAUCUCGAUUAAUAAGAGAACUUUAUAAUGAAAAAAUGCAAUUUUUAGCUCGGAUACAAGAGUUAGAACAAGAGAAUACACAACUUUGUCGUGAUCUCGAGUAUGAACAAGCGAUUAACGGAAGAACCAUCAAUAAUCUUAGAAAUCAAGUUAACACUCUUGAGAAUCGAGAGAACAUUUUUACAGCAGUAUUAAGCAACCAAGGUCAAGUUAUUCCAAGAUUGCAUAGACAAGAAAAGCUUUCAUUUAUGCGGAGGAAGAUUUUGAACCUAGUGAUUAAAUAA
Dentiscutata erythropus is the source of this 528-nucleotide messenger RNA. The record is from the annotation of a GenBank genome assembly. NCBI's taxonomy places the organism in Eukaryota, Fungi, Glomeromycota, Glomeromycetes, Diversisporales, Gigasporaceae.